Molecule: messenger RNA, 1900 nt
Organism: Nomascus leucogenys (northern white-cheeked gibbon)
Lineage: Eukaryota; Metazoa; Chordata; Mammalia; Primates; Hylobatidae
Gene: GDF9
Product: growth differentiation factor 9
Biological process (GO): BMP signaling pathway; SMAD protein signal transduction
Cellular component (GO): extracellular region
Molecular function (GO): cytokine activity; growth factor activity
Source: RefSeq, a predicted model, not a curated record
CUCGCCCUGAGGCGUCUUGUGUUUUGUUAAUGGCAUUGCUGGCCAUAUUUAAUCUAGGACUAAGCUCGUUCGACAGUUGGGGGUGUUUGAUAACACUGCUUACGGACCACGGAGGCUCGGCAGGCAGGCAACUUGUAUUUUGCAGACAUACCUUAGUUUUCUCAUGUAGGUACUGCACAAACUGGCUUCGUAUCUUGCACUAUGAGUGUAGGCUGACUCUUCCAGAAUAGUCUCCUUAGGGGUGGCGCUGGAUAUCCCCUCAUUUCAGCUUUUUGUGGUGCUCCUUUGCCUCAUUUUUUUAAACCGUAAUGUCUAGCCUGGUCUCAGCUCCAAGGCAAGAACAGAAAUACAGGUGGGGCACCUAGGCUGCAGCCAGACUCCAGAGCUUUGCACUACAUGAAGAAGCUCUAUAAGACAUAUGCUACCAAGGAAGGGAUUCCUAAAUCCAAUAGAAGUCACCUCUACAACACUGUUCGGCUCUUCACCCCCUGUACCCAGCACAAGCAGGCUCCUGGAGACCAGGUAACAGGAAUCCUUCCAUCAGUGGAACUGCUAUUUAACCUGGAUCGCAUUACUACUGUUGAACACUUACUCAAGUCAGUCUUGCUGUACACUAUCAACAACUCAGUUUCUUUUUCCUCUGCUGUCAAAUGUGUGUGCAACCUAAUGAUAAAGGAGCCAAAGUCUUCUAGCAGGACUCUGUGCAGAGCUCCAUACUUAUUUACCUUUAACUCACAGUUUGAAUUUGGAAAGAAACACAAAUGGAUUCAGAUUGAUGUGACCAGCCUCCUUCAACCUUUAGUGACCUCCAACAAGAGAAGUAUUCACAUGUCUAUAAAUUUUACAUGCAUGAAAGACCAGCUGGAGCAUCUUUCAGCACAGAACGGUUUGUUUAACAUGACUCUUCUGGUGUCCCCCUCACUGAUCUUAUAUUUGAAUGACACAAGUGCUCAGGCUUAUCACAGCUGGUAUUCCCUUCACUAUAAAAGGAGGCCUUCCCAGGGUCCUGACCAGGAGAGAAGUCUGUCUGCCUAUCCUGUGGGAAAAGAGGCUGUUGAGGAUGGGAGAUCUUCCCGUCACCGUCACCGCAGAGGUCAGGAAACUGUCAGUUCUGAAUUGAAGAAGCCCUUGGUCCCAGCUUCCUUCAAUCUGAGUGAAUACUUCAAACAGUUUCUUUUUCCCCAAAAUGAGUGUGAGCUCCAUGACUUUAGACUUAGCUUUACUCAGCUGAAGUGGGACAACUGGAUUGUGGCUCCGCACAGGUACAACCCUCGAUACUGUAAAGGGGACUGUCCAAGGGCAGUUGGACAUCGGUAUGGCUCUCCAGUUCACACCAUGGUACAGAACAUCAUCUACGAGAAGCUGGACUCCUCAGUGCCAAGACCGUCAUGUGUACCUGCCAAAUACAGCCCCUUGAGUGUUUUGACCAUUGAGCCUGAUGGCUCAAUUGCCUAUAAAGAGUAUGAAGAUAUGAUAGCUACAAAGUGCACCUGUCGUUAACAAAUGGUCCUCUUAAAACCUUGAGCCUCUUUGGCAAAGUAACUACUGUGUGCCUAUGUGUGCCUUCAAGAGAAAGCUUCAUAUAUUAAGUCUCUAAAUGCAGCAUAUGUUAUAUAAAGAGGAGCCUGUGUAGAUUAGUACUUUCUAUGGCAUCUAUCAGGAUAAAGGGAUAAUAUCAAUUGUUGCUACAGAGCCUUUAUUUCCAAAUUUAAAUGAAAUAUUAUUGUGGAGAACGGUACAUUUUUUUCCUUGAGCGAUUUUUUUCUUUUCAUAGGAGUCUUAUUCUUGAUAGGGAAAAAACCUUAAUUAGCAUCAAUCCUGGAUGGACUCGCAGCUAUAAAUAGGCAAUUCAGAUUGCUAUAGUCUUAACGGAAGAAUAAAUUUCUGUCAAUGGUAUAAA